Molecule: messenger RNA, 1518 nt
Organism: Malus domestica (apple)
Lineage: Eukaryota; Viridiplantae; Streptophyta; Magnoliopsida; Rosales; Rosaceae
Molecular function (GO): S-adenosylmethionine-dependent methyltransferase activity
Source: RefSeq, a predicted model, not a curated record
UAUAUUAAUCACACAAACUUAAUAUAUCGACAUUAAGAAAAGUACAUAAUUUGGUUGGUGUGCGUACUGAAGUAUGUGGUUGGUUUAAAUUUUAAAGUUUAGUUGGUGUGUAUUGAAGUUUGAUUGGUUGAGUAGUUGGUUGUUGUGAUUUGUACGGUUUUGAAAAUUUUGUCGGGAAUGUAAUUUUUUUUUUCAGGUUAAAACAUUUGUAAAAUCAAAUUAAUAUAACAUAACUCAAAGUUACAAAAAAAAAGGGUAAUGCUAAAAAUACCAAAUUUUUAAAUUAAAUUUUGUAAAUCAAAUUAUGUGAUUGUUGAUGGUUUGAUUGUUACUUAAAUGUUGAUUAACGUAUUUAUUUUCUAUUGAUGACAUAUAAUUUAGUUUGUAAAAUUGAUCUUCUUAGCAAUAUCCAAAAAAAUUAGGAUUACUAGCAUCCAUCAGGCUUAUCUGUCACUUUGUGUUUGGUGAAGGAAUCUCUUCGUUUCGUACAGAAUACGGAGAUAUUAAGAGCAGGCUAAUACAGAUUAAGCACCAUAAAUCAACAGCACAGCAGGCAGGCAGCAGAAAUUAGGAAGAUCAAUCGAGCAGUGAAAUGGCAGGAUUGUUUGAUAAGCAAGCGGAUUUGUACUUGGAUUCCAGGCCAACUUAUCCGACGGAAUGGUAUUCCAAGCUAGCAGAUCUCACCCCUCACCACACUCUCGCUUGGGAUGUCGGAACCGGCAACGGCCAAGCCGCUGUCAGCGUUGCUGAGCACUAUGAACAAGUAAUUGGAACCGAUGUGAGUGAAGCUCAGUUGCAGCGUGCAAUGCCACAUCCUCGUGUUCGAUAUGUCCACACACCGUUAACCAUUACAGACGACGAAUUAAUAGCAUUGAUCGGGGGCGAAAAUUCAGUCGACCUGGUGACUGUGGCUCAAGCUGUGCACUGGUUCGACCUGCCAAAGUUUUACAAUCUUGUUCCGCGGCUUCUGAGAAAGCCAGGAGGUGUGUUGGCCGUUUGGUGCUACAAUGACAUUGAAGUUUGUCCGGAAUUUGAUCCUAUUAUGAAGCGAUUUCAUGACACAACCCUGCCCUUUUGGGACCGUAACAUCCAGUACAUCUUUGAUGGUUACAAGACGCUUCCAUUUCCUUUUCAGAGUGUUGGUUUCGGAUGCGAGGGGAGUCCAUUGCCGCUGGACAUUCCAAAGAAGCUGUCGUUCCAAGGGUUUUUGAAGAUGGUAGGGUCAUGGUCUGUGGUCAUUACAGCCAAACACCAAGGCGUGGAUUUGUUACCGGAAAAGCUGGUUGAAGAGUUUGAGGGUGCUUGGGGUGGCUCUAAAUUGGUCAGGUCAGUCACCUACAAGGCUUUUAUGCUUGCCGGAAAAGUUUAAGGUGUAACCUUGUUAGGACUAUGUACGUAUGUGUGGUAAUCAGUACUAGACUACUUACAUUCUACGAUUCUAUCAAUUCUGAAUGCAUAAGUCUGGAACCUUGUUGCUCUUUAAGUUAAUCGAGUAUAAAGUUGAGACUUGCACUAUCA